AUGGGCGCGGGCGGCCCGGCGCGGAAACGGCCGAGCGGAGCCGAAGCGCCCUGCCGGAAACACCCGAGCGGCGCCGGGGCAGGGACGGCGCGGGGCGGCCGCAGGAAGUGCGGGUUGUCACGGGAACGUGGAGCCCUGGAGCCCGCGGCGGGGCCCGCCCUGCCCGGCCCGGCCCGGAGCGCCGUGGAGGUGGCCGAGUGGGUGGCGCGGCUCCGCUUCCCCCCGUACGAGGUGAUUUCACGACAUGUGAGGGAGUUGCUGGGGAUCGAAGAGCCUGUCUUCAGCAGAUCCAUUGCCCUCCCAUACAGAGACAACAUGGGCCUCUUCCUGCAGCAAAAGUCCCGAUCAGGAGAGAAAGCAGAUGCCCUCACUUUCUCACAGUUUGUCCAAGAAGCAGGCCUGGAGCCCUACUGCACAGUUCCUCCUUUGCAACAAGCCCAGACUGGGUUAGAGGCAGAUGCUGUCCCUUUAUCGCAGGACACCCAGAGGCAGGAUUAGAGAGUCACACAGCAGUUCCACCUUUGUAAGAAGCCCAGCUGGGACAGCAGUAUAUACCUUUAUUACCUUGCAGUAGGGAGGUACAGUUCCACAUUCUCCCCAUAAAGCAAAAGGCCAGUGUAGCUCUUAGCUGUUUGAUUACAACAAACGCAUCCCUACAUCGCCUCUUUUCCACAAGGAUUUUCUGCAGCCCUUCAUUUGCUUCCAGGAACUAAGAGAAGCAGAACCCAUAAAUCAGGCAUGACUUUACCACUGUCUUUCAUUUCUGUUUUAUAGUUGAUUAAAUAAAACACAAAAAACUCAAUCAUAGAUGUAUUUUAAUUAUCAGUGAUCGAUAACAAUUUCACUAAAGCGCAAGUGAAUAGAUCUCUCGCAGGCUUUAGGGUCUGCAGACUGAGCUCGCUGUUAGACCCAGAUGUAAGACAAAUAGCCUAUACAAUAACUGGUAUACAUUUGUGGUGCCUGCUGCUGUCAGUGAUCUGAAGGGGCUUAGUUAGAACAUAAACAACCAAUCCCUGUCCUCACCACAGAAGUGAUUUCCUGUGAGACAGAACCCAGCAGUGGUUUGUCGUAGUGAACAGUACUGCCACACGAGGCAGGAAGUAUGAGAGAGUACUGAAAGCUAAACUAGAGAAGUUAGGGAAUGAAAAAUGAUUUGUCCUGGGUGGAUCUAGACAGAAUACCUAGUUAAAUGUUUUUUCCCUGAAGUACCACAGAGUCUGUAAUGGUGGGGGGGCUUUAAUUUUACAACAUAUCUAGAACAUGUACUGUCACCAGCAAGGAAGUACGAGUAAGUGUCGAUUAAAGCCUGGCUCAGCAGAAAGAGUGCUUCUGACUAAAUCAUCACUAUUUUGUUUGGUGUCAAAGCCUUGCUUGAGAUCCCCCAUGGGGAAGAAAAAAGAAAAGGACAGGGCCCAAUCCUGAUUAGUUACUUAGACCAAAGCUGUAGCCAGUACAAAGCAACUGUAAUUCAGUUUUCCGCUGGAACUGCAACAGAAACCAGUGAAGCUGUAUCAGGUCAUAGUCCGAGAUGACUGUGUGAUAAGUAAGUUAAGACUAAAAUAAGGCAAGAUUUGGGCAGUCAGGAAAAAAACAAGUUUACCAAGCAGUCUGGUGUAUAAAACUUGUAAAAGCAAAUGCAUAGAUAACGUUGUUGGCUGGAACAUCUUUUAAGGAGUUCAAGAACAAAUAGUGCUGCUUCUCUCAAUCCUCAGUCCUGUCUGAGGCAGCAGUCAUUGUCGUAUUCCACAGCUGUCCAACAAGACCUUUGUUCAUGAGCAAAGCCGUCCUUAGCAAUUUAUUCGCAAACAGGCUUAGGCUUCAAGCACAUGGAGAGGUGGUUCUUCUCUCAAAAGGUGAAAAUCAAGAGAUCUCAGUGCUGACACAUUAGUAAAAAUGCUGUUUUUAUGCUUGGCAAAGCUGCAGAUUGAUGCAAAAUGGUGUUUCAGAACAGAGGAAAAAGAAGGAAAAGAAUGUAAUUCUAGUGUAUAAUCAUUUAUAAGAGAAAAUCUCCAUCAAUAGUUUGUAUU
Messenger RNA from Cygnus atratus (black swan), 2027 nucleotides. It is a transcript of the gene SAMD15, whose product is annotated as sterile alpha motif domain containing 15. Bases 1 to 498 code for a protein of 165 amino acids. Lineage: Eukaryota; Metazoa; Chordata; Aves; Anseriformes; Anatidae. The transcript has 2 exons. The record is from RefSeq and is a predicted model, not a curated record.